Messenger RNA from Penaeus indicus, 3104 nucleotides. Its product is annotated as serine/threonine-protein kinase Kist-like. The transcript has 9 exons. The coding region runs from base 1172 to 2377 and encodes 401 amino acids. Lineage: Eukaryota; Metazoa; Arthropoda; Malacostraca; Decapoda; Penaeidae. The record is from RefSeq and is a predicted model, not a curated record. Gene Ontology annotation, molecular function: protein serine/threonine kinase activity; nucleic acid binding; ATP binding. Gene Ontology annotation, cellular component: neuronal ribonucleoprotein granule; nucleus. Gene Ontology annotation, biological process: peptidyl-serine phosphorylation; regulation of protein export from nucleus; positive regulation of translational initiation.
CCAAACGUCACAACACAGGAAAGGGACACAAGAAAAAGGUAUAAAAAUCCUAUAAAAAGAAGAAAGAAGGAGAAGAAGAAGGAAACAGAAGAAUGAAGGAGAAGAAGAAGGAAACAGAAGAAUGAAGGAGAAGAAGUAAGAAAACAGAAAACUUAGUGAAAGAAAUGAGAAGGAGAAGAAGAAAGCAGAUAACGCAAUAAUAGAAGAAAUACGAAGAAAUCGCAAUAAAAGAAGAAAGAAGGAGAAAACUCAAUAAAAGAAGAAAGAAGAAGAAGAAAAUAGGAAACUUAGUAAAAGAAAUGAGAAGGAAGUGACACAAAUUAACAAACCAAGAAGAGACACCUGAGCAUUUAAUCUUACAGUGCCCAGGAUUUAAUUCACAAAGAAUCAAUUUAUUACAAUCACUAAAUAAAAAAAAAAAAAAAUACAAACUCCCGACUUAAACUUGUUAAUUACAGGUGUAGGUAUUAACAUUCUAAGACACACAAAAAUCUUCCUAAAGAAAACGAAACUAAUAGAAAUAAUAUAAAGAAAAGAAAUAAGGAAGAAGAAAGAAAAUAGAUCCAGGGGAUAUAGACUAGACAAUAAUAUAAAAACCUAUAAAAGCAGAAAGAAGAAGAAGAAGAAGAAACGUCACAACACAGGGAAGUGGCAAAAAAAAAAAAGUCUAAAAAUCCUAUAAAAGAAGAAAGAAGGAGAAGAAGAAGAAAACAGGAAACUUAGUUAAAGAAAUGAGAAGGAGAAGAAGAAAACAGAUAACUCAAUAAAAGAAUAGAUUAGAAGAAAUUGCAAUAAAAGAAGAGAGGAGAAAACUCAAUAAAAGAAAAAAGAAGAAAACUCAAUAAAAGAAAAAGAAAGGAAACUCAAUAAAAGAAGAAAGAAGGAAAAGACAAAAAAAAAACGAAAACUCAUUAAAGGAAGAAAGAAGGAGAAGAAGAAGAAAAUAAAACUUCAAUUUAAGAAGAAGAAGAAAACGGAAAACUCAAUAAAAGAAGAGAGAAGGAGAAGACCGAAAACUCAAUAAAAGAAGAAAGAAGAAGAAAACAGAAAACUCAAUAAAAGAAAAAAGAGGAACAAUAAGUCAGAAAUAAUUAAAAGAAGACUGCAAAAAGAGGGAAUCCAGAGCAACUCCUUCGUAUGCCAUACAUUUCAUUCGGGUGAUGAAUGAAAGAUGACUUCUGUCAGGAACAACCAUUUUCAAGAGCUUCCUCCAGAGCAGGAGCUUAUUGCACCUUUUGGAGUCUUCAGAGUGAGAGGUGGCAUUGCUUUCGGCAGGUGCUGUGAGGUGUAUGAGGGGGAAGACUGUGUAUCGGGGGGCCCUGUGGCUCUCAAGGUAUUCAGACGGCACCAAGACUACCAGGGCGCACUGCAGCGGGAGUUGAUAUUUUUGCGCGCCCUUGCUACUCCUGAUGCCCCAGUCGUGCAACACCUGGGAGAGUUGGAAUGGCAGGGCAGAGACAUCCUGGUCCAAGAGCUGCUGAAGUUCACCGCACGAGAUAUUCUGCUGUACCACGAUGACCUCCCUUGCUCCCCCUGGCUGGUGACAACGCUCGCUGCUCACGUCAUGAGAGGUUUAAUCCAUUUGCAUGACAAUGGGGUGGUUCACGCAGACCUCAAGCCGCCUAACAUCAUGUGGAGUGCGCAGGUGUGUGGCUUCAAGCUCAUCGACUUUGGGGUGAGCUUCACAACGAAAGAGAAAUUCACACACGCGGUACAAAGUAAAGGGUACCAAGCACCCGAGAGCAUCUACUGGAACAAAAAGAGAGCGGAGAUCAGCAGCUCAGACACCCCGGCUGUGGUCAGACCAGGGAUUCCAUCAGAUGUCUGGAGUGCAGGAUGCAUUGUGGCAGAGGCUAUUGUUGGCUGCCAGUUGUUCCCUAGUUUUUGUGAGACCAAUGUCAAUAAGGCCGUGAAAGCAGCACUUUCCAGCAGCGCAGCCAACUAUUCACCGCAGUUUUUGGAUGGAGCUUAUGACUUCAUAACGAGAUGUUUACAAAUCUCGCCAGGGGACCGUGCCAGCCCACGAGAGCUCUUGAGUAGUCCCUGGCUAGCCCAGGCCUACCGUCCUUCUUUCCAUGACUUGUCACUACUUCGGACCACAGUGUUGCGUGUCCUUAAUGUGGCAGAUCCCCACCAGCUUGAGGGCAUUCCUGAAGGUAAAGUUGUGGAGAAUUACUUCUUGCAGCUUUGCAAGAAGCACGGUGAUGUCAUUGACUACCACCUGGAAGUGGCGCUCGGGGCUUUCUUUGUACAGUACCACCAGGCUUCAGAUGCAGAGGAAGCAUACUAUAUCCUCUCAAAGACAAUCUUCAACGACAGAACCCUAAUUGUAACAUUUUUUGAUCUCGACUUGUGGCAACAGAGAGAGUUGUAUUGAGCUCUUAAUGAUCUCAAAGUGUAUAUAUUUUCCAUAUGUUGAUGUAUAAAGUGCAAGUUAUGAUUUGUGUAUGAGCAUUCAGAUAAGGGCAUUAUAGUAAUAAUCUCACCCAUGUAUAGUAUUUAGUCCACUGCAGUUUCCUUGAUGGUAGAGUUAGUAGUAGUUGUUUUAGAUAAUAUAGUUUGUUCCCUCCACCCCACUCUAAUAAAAAGAAAUGUGUAGAAGAGAUAGUAGGUAAUAUUUCAGUAAAUGAGUAGACAAUCUUAUAGGAUAUGAAAUGACAUCUCUUCCAUUAGAUUUGCUAAUUUAAGAUAUUGAAAUGGGACGGGAGUUGAUCCAGUUUCCAAAGGGAUUUGUGCUGUGAAAGUAAUUUAUCUUCCCUCUCGUAAUGUGGGUUUACUUUAUGAAGUUGAGUGAUUUUAUUCUGAUGCAAAAAAUCAAGGAAAAGUUUUCUAAAACAUCAUUUUUAGGCAUUCAUGAUUGUUAUUUAUCAUUUUAGGACCUGUGUGUAGUUUUGAUGUUUUUAACCCAAUGUGUGCAGGCUUUUUUGGCAGCUGUAUGGUCCACCAAAUAGGUAUAUCUGUUUGGGCCGCAUCUCAAGCUAUUGUACAAUUCUUUUUUAUUAUUUUAUUUUAUUUAUUUAUUAUUAUUUUUAUUUAUUUAUUUACUUUUUUUUUUUUUUCUUUUUGUGUGUGUGUAUGUCAGUGUUACAUUGCCUGAAGUUGUU